AAGGUCUCACUCGUUGGGUUUUUUUUUUUUUUUUGGUUUUCUCUCUCUAGCUAGGCUUGUGGUGGUGAGUUGAGUAUGGUCUGUGAUCUAUAAAAGUUGGAACUUGAUGCUUCUUUGCUGUUUUUACAAGUACCCAAUUGAUGAAAUUGGUUUUUCUUUGCCGAAUUUUAGCAAAGCAUUUGAUGCUCUUGAAGGUACAAUCAAAAGCCCAAUUACGGGGACUGUUCUAAAGACCCUGCCAAUUUCAGUUCUUACACAAUUUAAGUAGAAUUUGAUGCUUUUGGUCUUUUCAGGUACCCAUUUGAGAAUAUCUCGAAAGGGUUUAUGCCAUACUCCUUUUUCUUGGUUUUGCUUCUGGAACAAUUAUUACCAACAACUAGUUGUAACCCCCUUGAGACUAAUUCCUUACUAAUUAAAAGACCCUCUGUUUUCUUCAUAAAUCUAUGUAGUAAUCUUCAAUUGGGUCCUUGUUGUAGAGAUUCAAACGUUCACAUCAAUCACAUUGGUGUAUUUGAUUGAUUAGAAGGUAUGAAAAUUUAGUUCUUCUCCUCUAAACAAAAAGGAAAAAGGGAAUCUGCUUUCUUUUAGUUGCUCGGCUGAGCUGUUACUUAGUUAAUGUCUUUGUUUGUCUAUGUCUACUUUAUGCUCUGAAAGGUUCACUUUCUUGUCUGUGGGGAGCAUUUUUUUUCUCUCCCUUACUCUGUAGUUGAGUAAGCUUGAUCCUAGGGUUUCUGAAAGAAAUAAGUAAGUUAGUAGCCGGUGCCUUAUAUAUAUAUAUAUAUAUAUAUAUAUAUUUACUAUUUGUCAUUUCACUUUGAGUCUAUGGGGUACUACAGUUGAAGGGCUUCUUUUACUUUAACACCCCAUCAGCUUAACAAAGCUGCCAAGGUUACUUGCCCCUUGUUGAUUCCUGCAAUUUAUCAACUUUAGUCAAAACUCACUUUGCCUUUUGUUUCACAUGUAGUUUUAUCUUCUGUUUGUCUGGGUUUUCUCCUUUGUAUAUAGUGCAACUCCGUUGAUUUGGGGGAGCUUUUAUUCUCAGAACUUUUGAAUUGAAGAGAUGAGUGGUCAGGAGAACGAGGAUAUGGGGUUUCGACAUAGAAGUCACGGCAUUCUUAAUUGUCCUCCUUCAGGGAUGAGCACAAAUGCCCCUCCUGAUAAGGUUUCAGGGAUGACAAUGAGCUCACUGACUAUGUUUAAACCUUCCAAUGGACAAGACCAUUUCUUUGCUUCUGGUUGGGAUCCACUUGUCUCAUUGAGUCAGAGUGAGAAUUUUGGAGGUUCUUCAGUGGUUUCUCAUGGUGAAUUUUGCAAUCCUCCUUACCCUGUUGCAUUGGAAAAUCAGGGAAUGAGUAGCAACUCCCAACUCGUUCAAUAUCCAUCCGAUUCGAGUUUUGUUGAGAUGGUGCCAAAGCUUUCAUGCUUUGAAAAUGGGGGAUUCUCAGAAAUGGUUGGCUCUUUUGGCUUGCCUCAGUGUGCUGAGAUUGCUAGUAAUACUAAUGGGUGUCCUCGAAAUUACACAAUAAACCAAGAGAAAGGCAGUGAGAGGACAUCAAGAAUUGGGGGACAAUCUCAAGAUGGUUGCCAGAUUUCAGAUGGGGGCAUAGGAUCCUCACCCAGUGGAAAAAGAAGAAAACGUGUUCCUGAUUCAAGUUCUCCCCUCAGUCCAGAGAAGAAUGCUGAAGGGGGACAACAAAUGGAUCUAUCUGGGGAUAAUUCUGAUGUCCGAAAGGAACAGGAUGAGAAGAAACUAAACACUGAAGAAUAUACUAGUGGAAAUAUGCGGAGUAAGCCAACAGAGGCGGUGGGUAAACAAGCUAAGGAGAGUUCUAACAGUGGAGAUACUCAAAAGGAUAAUUACAUUCAUGUGAGAGCCCGAAGGGGUCAGGCUACAAAUAGUCAUAGCCUUGCAGAAAGGGUGAGAAGAGAAAAGAUCAGUGAGCGGAUGAGAUUGCUUCAAGAACUUGUUCCGGGAUGCAAUAAGAUUACGGGUAAGGCGGUAAUGCUUGAUGAGAUCAUUAACUAUGUACGGUCGCUGCAGCAGCAGGUUGAGUUUUUGUCAAUGAAACUAGCGACUGUGAAUCCAGAAUUGAACAUUGAUAUAGAACGGAUUCUGUCCAAAGAUGCAAGCCAGAUUCUCAACUCGCGAGGUGGCAAUGCAGCUAUUUUUGGACUUGGCCCUGGAAUGGGCUCUUCUCAACAUUAUCCACAUGGGAUCUUUCAGGCAAACCUUCCAAGUAUACCGAGUUCAGCUCCACAAUUUGCUUCUUUGCCUCAGGCAGUUCUAGAUAAUGAGCUUCAAGGUCUUUUCCAUAUGGGAUUUGAAACUACUGCUUCCAUUGACACUUUGGGACCAAAUGGGUGCUUGAAACCAGAGCUAUAGUUAUGCAGAAGAUUAAACUUUCUAGUUGACUGAUUUGACUCAAUCAGGAGGGGGGAGAAAACACAAAACCAAACAAGAAAAGAAAAAAAAAGGGGUAAAAAUUCAGUUGUAUAGGAUCUAGCAGUUCCUAACUAGUUCUUCGAAUUUUUAGCAGAAGAAGAUGACAUUUGAAAAAGUUAAGAAUCUUGUAUAUUUUUGAGACAGAAUUUGAUUGGUGAGCAUGAUUUGUUUUUCUUAUAAAUGGUGUUGUAGAGUUGUCCAUGUAUUGAAAGCUUUGUGAGGGUUUUGGGAAAUGAUUUUGUAGAGUGCAUCAAAUUCAAGCAAGAAAAGGUGGACUAAAUAGUUUGUUUUGUUUC
Humulus lupulus (European hop) is the source of this 2739-nucleotide messenger RNA. RefSeq names its product transcription factor bHLH74. The coding region runs from base 1061 to 2383 and encodes 440 amino acids. NCBI's taxonomy places the organism in Eukaryota, Viridiplantae, Streptophyta, Magnoliopsida, Rosales, Cannabaceae. The record is from RefSeq and is a predicted model, not a curated record. The transcript has 8 exons. Gene Ontology annotation, biological process: regulation of DNA-templated transcription. Gene Ontology annotation, molecular function: protein dimerization activity; DNA-binding transcription factor activity. Gene Ontology annotation, cellular component: nucleus.